CGCAACGUCACAUUGUUGUCGAGGGGGAUUAGCGAGGCCACUUAAAUGUUUGCAGUCUGUGUUGGUUCGAGGAUUCCUCGAGUUAAAUGAUGCAUAUCCGAAUAUAUAGCACGGGAAACACACGCGUUUCAAACGAGUCAAGUACGCCGACGCAUGCGGCAUAGAACCGAGCAAACAUUUGCGAUGUAUUGAUGACAUUUGAACGUCCCGUCGCCAUGGCUUCCCCGAGGACGAGCGCCAUACGAGAAAAGCUGCAAAGGCAGCGGCGAUCCUUGCAAGAAACUCUGGUCAAACUCAAACAUGAGGGCGACGACGAGCAGGCACUGGUCCCGUCCUCCAGACUGAGCGAGGAGUCGCUGCAGACUGCAAUGAGGGAACCGCAAAGCAGCGAGGAAGACCCCGGAGAAACCCUGAAGCGAACCUUAAGGGCACAGAGACAGAUGAGAAGGAAAAAGCUGCUGGAGCAGAUGACUGCCCAGGAGUCCCCCGGUGAUGACGUGGAGGAAAUCUCCAGCGCUCGGCACCUGAGUGAAGAUGAAGCAUCUGCAAAAAGGACCACAGACCCUCCAAGAACAACCUCGAAGAGUCGCACCUCGCAGCAGUUCGACCGCUUCGUGACGCGACGUUUGGAGGAGAAGCUGAGAGCGGCCAGGUCGCAAGGCGAGAGUCUCCAGCGACAGGAGACGUCGCUAGUUGCCGCCAGUCGGCUGCGGACCCAGCGGGACAGACCGAGGUUCGACAGAGAGGCGGAUUCGGACGGCGAUUCCGGCGCUCUGCUCGUCCCUCAGGCCGCCGGCGCCAGGGUGAAGUUCCAGGAGGCCGACAGACGAGUGGAGAAGGAGCGUCCAACCACCGAGGAGGCUUACAACUUCUUCACGCUCAACUUUGAGCCAGAGGCGGAGGAGAGGACGAGUCCAAAGCAGAGGAAGUCGGGCGGCGGCCAAGAGGAGGCCCAAGAGCAGGAGGAGGCCCAAGAGCAGGAUGAUGCGGAGGAACACAGCCAGGAUCAAAACCAAGGCCGCAACGAGGAAGAGCCUCUCAUGCAGGACGAGGACGGCAACGUCUUCGUCAUCCAGCAAACGUCCAAGGACUUCCUGGAAGUGAGGAGCGCCGAGUACGUCGGGCUGCGGGAGCUCGCUCUGCGCCACCGCGCGCUCAUCUACACGCCGAGCUCCCGGACGGUGCCGACCUCAGCGAAACUGCCCGAGAACGUGACGCCUCGCUAUCUGGAGGAGGAGGGUCUUUACGUGGGCGAGCGGCCAGCCGUGACGCCCACCAACGAGAACAUUCUGGAGAACCGCAUUUUGAAAAUGGAGGAGGGAGCCAAGUGGUUCGGCGAUGACGGCAGAAUCAUCGCUUUGCCAGACCCCAUCAAAGAAUCCUCCACCAGGCCGCCGCUCUUCCAUAUGGAGGACGAUCUGGACCCCGCCCUGCAAACUGUGUACAGGAAGCCGCUCAAAUCCGAGCACACGCGUCAGUACAUCGCCGGUGCGGCCGACUCCGAAGGAGACUACCAGCUGGACGUGGACGUGUCCGGGCUCAUCUUCUCCCAUCACCCGCUCUUCAGUCGCGAGCACGUGCUGGCGUCCCGUCUGGCCCAGCUGUACGACCGCUACCUCAGCCGCCAGCGCAACAACCUGGCCGAGCACCUGACGGACAAGUUGAACGGGUUGAGGAACGCCAUGAGGAACAUGCUGGACAUCCACAGCGAGCAGAGCCUCUCCCAGGCCAUGCAGCAGAGGAUCGUGGAGUACAGCGCGGAGAUCAAGAACACGCGACAACUGCGGGACGGCGAGCAGGAGAAGGACAGGAUGCUGCUCAAGAACCUGAUCAAAGUGUGGAAGGAGCUCAAGACCCUCAGAGAGUUUCAGAAGUUCACCAACACGCCUUACAAGCUCUACCUAAGACGGGAAACCGUGGACCGCACGUCGGACGAGCGCGAGUACGAGAAGGACAUUUUGUCCGAGUUGUGGGAGCUGGAGGCCGAAGGCGAGGUGGACUACCAGAGGAAGCUGGCCGACUACAAGACGCAGCUGGACGAGUGGAAGGCCUGGAGGAGGAAACAGAAAUCCAAGAAGAAGAAGCGAAAGAAGAAGAAAAUGCAGGAUGAAACCGAAGAAGAAGACCAGGAGGCGAGUGAAUCUGAGGGGCCCGCCGAAGGAGGGCCCCCCAAGCCAGAGCCCCCGGAGAAGCUGGACUUUGACGCCGUCGAGCAGCAGGUCCGCGAGAAAGCGUCCAGGAUCCGCCGCAGGCCGGGCGAGGCCAUCCUGGUCCCGGAGCUGACUGCUUCCGGAAACAUCUCGGAGGCGGAGCUCUGUCCCAGGGCCGAAGUGGCUCGGCGGGAGGACGUUGCCAGACGUUCGGUAUUUGUCAACAUUCUGUACAACGACAAAGAAGUGUCGCAGACCAACAGGCGCAUGCUCACUUCUGACUUCAGAGUGCACUUUGGGGAGAUUUUCAACCUGAAGAUUGUCAACUGUCCCCGAAGCAUUACGUUACAGGUGUUCGAGGAAGUGGGCUCGUCGUGCUCGCUCCUGGCGCAGGUCUACGUGCCCGUGCCAGAUUCGUCGGUGUUGGCGGCCAACGCCUCCAUCGAGGAGUUUGAGUUCAGCAGCAACCAGAGGGUGAUGUUUGACCAUGAGGGCGUGGGCAGCGAUGUCCCCCUCUCCUUCGCGGCCGAAGGCAGCAACAACGUGAUCCUCCUGACCUCCGGGAAGGUUUCGUGCUGCGUUUGCUGGGGCGUCGGCGAGGACGACGUGCCGCUCGCGCCUCCCGUGUCUCAGCAUCCCGCCGCCCUUCACGGCCAUUUGGACGCCAUCUCCCACAUCGGGCCGUCCGGCGAUAUGAAGAAAAUCGGCGAGUGGGUCACGCAGUCUCGACUGGACCCCAACGAUCCCAAAAACUCCUCCAUCAUGCAGCUGCUCAAAGUGGCCAGCAGCGGCCAGGUGACGGCCCCCGAUUACUUCCGUCUGGAGCAGCUGCAGGAGGAGUUCAACUUCGCCAGCGACGAUGAGCUGGCGCGGUCCAGGCGCUUCCGCCUGCUGGCGCUCCGGAACCAGGAAGUGCCCGAGUUUCGCAACUACAAGUGCGUGCCCUCCCGCGAGAGGGAGGUCACCGAUAAAGUGUUUCAGGACUACGAGAAGAGGCUGAAGGAAGGCGAGAUCAUCGACACUAAAGAAUAUCUGGAUUCCCACAGGGCCUUAGUGGCCAAGUACCUCCAGAAGAUCCGUGAGGCGGUCAUCCACAGGUUCCUCCUGGCCAGCCAUCACUUCCUGCUGUCCGACUUGGUCAUCGAGGAGGAGAUGCCGUGUUUUGGUGGUGCCGGUCCAGGGAUUCUGGGCCUGAACCUCUUCCACCUGGCUGAGCCCAAGCGUCCUCUGAAGCCUCAGAGGAAGGAGAGGAAGAAGGUGACGGCUCAGAACCUUUCCGACGGCGACAUCAAACUGCUGGUCAACAUCCUGCGGGCGUACGACAUCCCGGUGCGCCGCUCGCAGAGCAGCGUAGCCGGACAGUCGUCGCAGGGCGCCAUCCAGGCCAGCGAUUGGCUCGUCGGCCAGGUCCAGGUGAGGCCCUUCGUGGAGGUCUCCUUCCAGCGCGCCGUCUUUCAAACCACCACCGCCGACGGGCCCAACCCCUGCUGGAAUGAGGAGCUGCAGCUGCCUUUUCGCGCACCAAACGGGGACUACAGCAUCGCGAGCUUGCAGUCGGUCAAAGACGACGUCUUCAUCAACAUAUUCGACGAGGUGGUUCACGAAAUUGGAGCGAACGACAAAGACGAAGGCAAAUCGCUGCACACUCGGGUGGAGAAGCACUGGCUGGGCUCCGUCAAGAUUCCCUUCAGCACCAUCUACUCGCAGUCCAGGAUCGACGGCACGUUCAAGGUGAAGACGCCGGCCGUGCUGCUGGGCUACAGCAAGGAGCGCAGCCACGGCAACGCCGGCGCCUACGACGCCAUGCGCAGCCUCUGCCGGGGAGCCUUCAUCACGCUCUUCAUCACCAUCGAGCCUCAGCUGCUGCCCGGCGAGUCCAUCAGGGAGAAGAUCAAGGAACUCAAGUUCGACAGCCAAGAGGACGAGCGUCUGCUGCGGGCGGCCGAGCGCUUCGAGCGCGUGGCGGCCGCCGAGUUCCCGGGCCGGCCGUGCGCCACCACCGUGGUGGACCUCAACGGGAAGACAAUCUUCAUCACGCGCUACGUACGCCCGCUCAACCCACCGCAAGAAGUGCUGGCCGACGAGCCCCAGGAGACCGCGGCUCAGGUGGCGCGCUUCGUGUCGCUCAUUCCGUCUCUGCCGGACCGAGUCUCCUUCGCCGGCAUCUGCGACCUGUGGAGCACCUGCGACCAAUUCUUGACGCUGCUGGCGGGCGACGAAGAGGAGCACGCCGUGUUGUUGUGCAACUACUUCCUGUUCUUGGGCAAGAAGGCCUGGCUCGUCAUCGGCACUGCCGUUCCCGAGGGAUCGAGCGCGUACGUGCUGACGCUGGAGAACGGCCGCUACCUGAUCUGGAACCCCAGCGACGGGCAAUUCUACGGACAGUACGACACCUUCUGCCCCCUGCAGGCCGUCGGCUGCAUCGUCAACGCCGACAAUGUUUGGUUGAACAUUCAAGAGCAGGCGUCCCCCAUGAGGAUCAGCUUUGACGUGAGCCGAGCCAACUGCUGGCGGCCGUUCUUCACGCGCUCCUUCCCGCACCCCGGACUCUCCAGCGUGCAGCCCGAGGAGCUUGUGUACCGGCGCUCGGACAAAGCGACCGCAGCGGAGCUACAAGACAGGCUGGAGAAGUUGCUGCGUGACAAGCUGAUGGAGUGGCGCCCCCAGCGGCCCACGCGCUGGAACCGCUACUGCAGCGGCGCCCUCAAGCACAUCCUGCCCACGCUGGAGCAGGGCGCCGGCGUGGCGGGCGGCGCCGGCCGCGACCUGGGCGAAGGCCACCGGCACGAGCUGCAGAACCAGCUGGGCGACAACCGGAUUUGGGGGUUCCCGCUGCACAUGGCGUUCUCGGAGAUGGCGCCCGUGGUGGAGGCGGUGCACAGCACGGGGGUGCACACCAUCCACGCGGCCAACGUGGAGUUCGCCCUGGCCGUCUACGUGCACCCGUACCCCAACAACGUGCUGUCCGUCUGGGUGUACCUCGCCUCGCUCGUGCGAGCCUCACGUGACGAUUAGAAGAAAGAAAAAAGAACACACCUGUUCGUGCAUUGAGGCACGAAAUGUUUUGCAGCUGCAAUAAAAACUCAAUUCAUUUCUAAA
Molecule: messenger RNA, 5249 nt
Organism: Phyllopteryx taeniolatus (common seadragon)
Lineage: Eukaryota; Metazoa; Chordata; Actinopteri; Syngnathiformes; Syngnathidae
Gene: cc2d2a
Product: coiled-coil and C2 domain containing 2A
Exons: 40
Coding region: 192-5165 (1657 amino acids)
Biological process (GO): non-motile cilium assembly; protein localization to ciliary transition zone
Cellular component (GO): ciliary transition zone
Source: RefSeq, a predicted model, not a curated record